GAAACCCCGUAGUUGGCCCCAGCAGCUCAAUUCACUUCAUCGUUGCACAAUCCAAAAUGGCAGGAGCCGAUGGAGACGAUUCUCUUUACCCUAUCGCCGUUCUCAUUGACGAACUGCGAAAUGAGGACGUUCAGCUGCGACUGAACAGCAUCAAGAAGCUGUCCACUAUUGCACUGGCUCUUGGUGUGGAGCGGACUCGCACUGAACUGCUUCCUUUCCUCACAGACACCAUCUACGAUGAAGAUGAGGUGCUCUUGGCCUUGGCUGAGCAGCUUGGCAAUUUCACCAUGUUGGUGGGAGGCCCAGAGUAUGUCCACUGUCUCCUGCCUCCUCUGGAGAGCCUAGCAACAGUGGAGGAGACUGUCGUUCGAGACAAAGCCGUAGAGUCCCUCCGCAAAAUCUCUCAGGAGCAUUCUCCAGUUGACCUGGAGGUCCAUUUUGAGCCCUUGGUCAAGCGGCUGUCCUGCGGUGACUGGUUCACUUCUCGCACGUCGGCCUGCGGUCUCUUCAGUGUCUGUUAUCCACGUGUUUCUAGCACUGUUAAGGCGGAGAUUCGCCAGCAUUUCCGCACCCUGUGUUCAGACGACACUCCAAUGGUCCGUCGUGCUGCCGCUUCAAAACUGGGCGAGUUUGCCCGAGUGUUGGAGUUGGAUUAUGUUCGAAGUGAUAUCAUCUCCCUCUUCACGGCUCUGGCCUCUGAUGAGCAGGACUCAGUGCGGCUGUUGGCAGUGGAGGCUUGCGUCAGUAUCGCCACUCUGUUGCCUCAGGAGGACCUGGAGACCCUGGUGAUGCCCACCCUGCGACAGGCCGCCGAGGACAAGUCCUGGAGGGUCCGCUAUAUGGUGGCUGACAAGUUCUCAGAGCUUCAAAAAGCAGUGGGUCCAGAAAUAACAAAGAAUGACCUGGUCCCAGCAUUCCAGAACCUUCUCAAGGACUGCGAAGCUGAGGUCCGUGCCGCUGCCGCUAACAAAGUCAAAGAAUUCUGUGAGAACCUCCCAGAGGACAAUCGUGAGCAGAUCAUCAUGACUCACAUCCUACCGUGCGUCAAGGAACUGGUUUCAGACACCAACCAGCAUGUUAAGUCAGCUCUGGCCUUGGUCAUUAUGGGCCUCUCUGCUAUCCUGGGCAAGGAUAACACAAUAGAGCAUUUACUGCCUCUCUUCCUGGCUCAGCUCAAGGACGAGUGUCCCGAGGUGCGUCUCAACAUCAUCUCCAACCUGGACUGUGUCAACGAGGUGAUCGGCAUCCGUCAGCUCUCCCAGUCGCUCCUGCCAGCCAUCGUGGAGCUGGCCGAGGACGCCAAGUGGAGGGUCCGCCUGGCCAUCAUCGAGUACAUGCCCCUGCUGGCGGGUCAGCUGGGGGUGGAAUUCUUCGAUGAGAAGCUCAACACUCUUUGUAUGGCCUGGCUUAUUGACCACGUGUAUGCCAUCCGCGAGGCCGCCACCUGUAACCUGAUGAAGUUGGUGGAGAGGUUUGGAGCCGAAUGGGCGCAGAACACCAUUGUGCCAAAGGUUCUGGGCAUGGCCAACGACCCCAAUUACCUCCACAGGAUGACUACACUCUUCUGCAUCAACGCUCUGUCGGAGGCGUGCGGUCAGGACAUCACCACCAAGCAGAUGCUUCCCGUGGUCCUCAAGAUGUCCAACGACCAGGUGGCCAACGUGCGCUUCAACGUAGCCAAAUCUCUGCAGAAGAUCGGACCCAUCCUGGAUGGCAGCACACUGCGGGAUGAAGUCAAGCCGGUGCUGGAGAAGUUGGCCACUGACACAGACAUGGAUGUCAAGUACUUUGCCCAGGAGGCCAUCAGUGUCUUGCCGUGGCAUAAGUGAACCAACGCGUCUCAACCCUUUUACAAGAUAUUUAUUGAUGUUCAAGAUCAAUGGCUAACGGUAUCGACCAGUCCGCUAACUUUGAUAUUUUUCCUCUCCAUUUUCCUCCUUUAAGCCCCUUCGCUGUAAACAGAUGCUUCACCGUCAAGUGUCAAUCAAGUGGUGCAUGCUGACCAAUAGUGUUAAAAGCUAGCUAGGCAUCGCUGAGCCCCACGACCCCUCUCACAUUCCUCCUUCUUACUUUUUUUUUUUUUUCCUGCAUUGUCUUUAGCAACAUCAAAAUGUUGCAUUCUAUGACAAGUGGUUCCAAAGGUGACAUGUUCUUAUCUUCACAAGCGAAGUAGCCUCACUUGUCUUGGUUGCUACCCAAAUCCUCUCACAAGAAGGCAAAACGAGUGGAUUUGUGCGAAUAAAAGACACGGCGGUAUUUUGAACUCCUUUAACUGGACACCAGGGAUGGGCAAAUUGUAGCAUUUGUAAUUCGAAAAAACAAAUCAAACCUCAGAAGUGGGCCCUCAUCAGACUUGAUAAAAUGCUUCCACACCCCUGCUGUUCAUCCACUUUGAUUCCUAAUGAGGUGGUAGAAAACAUCUAUGGAUUGUAGCUAUGAGGUCAUGUUGCUUCUGGAACUCCCAAUUGACUCAAAUCCAGCCUUCUACUGGCGUAUGAUUGACAUGAACGGAAGAAAUAAACCACAAUGAGAAUCCAUCAAGCUCUUUGCCCAGAAAAUAGCUUGCAGUGUUUUAUUCAUACAAUUGUGGUCACCCAAUAAAAAAAAAAAAAAGGCCCAGAAUGCAUUUUGUCUCCCAAGUGUGCUUCUGUCACGAAACCACUUUCCAAAAUGGAAGUGCACUACAAGCCUUGAUGAGGGGACCAAUUAGAAUGUUUUAAUUAAGGGUCAAGCUGAUCUUGAAUUAUAAUUUGGCCUGAAGUUCAUUAUAAUGUGACUCAAAAUGCCUCAUUGGUGUUUAAGUGAGGCUUCCAAAAGACUUGGUUUGUCUUUUUUUUUUUUUUAUUGGGAGGGGCAAGACUGUUUGUGCACCAUUUAAUGACCUGUUUGGGUUUUAUUGUUCUUUUCAGUGCUUCACAUAUUUGAUGCUGUUCUACUGUAGCUUCAUCUGAAUAAAGUAACAAGUAC
Messenger RNA from Hippocampus comes (tiger tail seahorse), 2967 nucleotides. RefSeq names its product protein phosphatase 2, regulatory subunit A, beta b (gene ppp2r1bb). NCBI's taxonomy places the organism in Eukaryota, Metazoa, Chordata, Actinopteri, Syngnathiformes, Syngnathidae. Gene Ontology annotation, cellular component: protein phosphatase type 2A complex; cytosol; cytoplasm. Gene Ontology annotation, molecular function: protein binding; protein phosphatase regulator activity. Bases 57 to 1829 code for a protein of 590 amino acids. Gene Ontology annotation, biological process: protein dephosphorylation. The record is from RefSeq and is a predicted model, not a curated record. The transcript has 15 exons.